Messenger RNA from Oppiella nova, 1168 nucleotides. The record is from the annotation of a GenBank genome assembly. Lineage: Eukaryota; Metazoa; Arthropoda; Arachnida; Sarcoptiformes; Oppiidae.
UACGACGACCGCAGCGACAAUGAGUAUGAUUAACGUGAAGGGCAUCAGCCGUAACAUGAAGAACGUGGUGAAGAACUACUCGGACGCGCAGGUGAAGGUGCGGGAGGCCACGUCCAACGACCCGUGGGGGCCCUCGUCCACCAUCAUGUCGGAGAUCGCGGACCUGACGUACAACGUGGUGGCCUUCUCCGAGAUCAUGCAAAUGGUGUGGAAGCGACUGAACGAUCAUGGCAAGAACUGGCGCCAUGUGUACAAAGCGCUGGUACUGCUCGAGUAUCUCAUCAAAACGGGCUCCGAAAAGGUGGCCCAACAGUGCCGCGAGAAUAUCUUCGCCAUCCAGACGCUGAAGGACUUCCAGUACAUCGAGGAGAAUAAGGAUCAGGGCAUGAAUGUGCGGGAGAAGUCCAAACUGUUGGUCGCGCUCCUCAAAGACGACGACAAACUCAAGAACGAGAGGACGCGAGCGCUGAAGGCGAAGGAGCGGUUCGCGCAAUCCAUGUCAUACAUGGGUCAGAGCGGUAGUGUGGCUGAAGGGCUGUCCAAAUCGUCGUCCAGCUAUCACGAGUCGCUCUCAUCGCCGGGCGACCCGGCGUUGAGCGCCGCCUCCCGAGCCGCGGCCUUAGCCUCGGAGUUGGAGAACGCGAGGCCGCAGACGCUCGGCGAAGAGGAACUACAGCUGCAGUUGGCGUUAGCCAUGAGUAAGGAGGAGGCGGAACAGGAGGAUAGGCUCCGCAAGAACGACGACCUGCGGCUACAACUGGCCCUCACAGAAAGCGAGAAGAAUAAGGCGUUGAGAGCGGCGGAGGAGAAGCGGUCGGCCGUCGACGAGCUGUUGAGUCUGAACAUCGGGCCGAGCGUACCGACCGACCCGUGGGGUCAGCCCCUCAACAAUAACGGCCUGAAAACGAGUCCCAUGUUUGGCGGCAACGGUAUGAUAGCGUCGCCGCCCCAUCCGACCGACAAAGUAUCGAAAGACCCGUGGAGUUCACCGCCGCCUCAAGCCCUCAGCGCUCCACUCAUCGACAACAAAGCCGGGGGCGACCCCUGGGGCCCAGCACUUAACAACCACUCGUCGCGACCCAUGUCCGCACAGAACGACCCCUGGAGUACUAGUCUCACAACGUCGCCCACAAAUAUGGAUCCCUGGGGUUCGAGUGAUAUGACGAGU